GAUCUCCUGGACUCAUUGCCCACUGAACUAUCUCAGCAGUUGAAGGCUCGCGUAGAUCGAGCUUUGCUCGAGUUUAUGCGGCCGAAUUCUGCGUCUCAGUUUGCGCAGGAAGCUCCUGAGUUGGCCAAAUUCCGUGAGGCCAUCGCGCAGAACGAUUCGACGGAUGAUAGGGAACUCUUACGCAUCUUUCGAGAAUUUGUCCCUACUACAAACUACGAACCUUACCGGCCGUUCAUAGCAAAGUUUUUGCGACCCCUUGCAAGGAGGCUGAUGUCAAGAACAUGUUCGCCCCAGGACUUCCCUACUUCCUCGCCAUGUCUAGCAUGACAUCUGGCAAAUCAGUGAAGACAUUUCCAAAGUAUCUGCCUCCCUCGCACCUGCUCCAACACUCUCUUUAUCUGGCGCUUGCCCCGUCAGAGGGAACCAUCUUAUCACCGUCUUCUCUGAAGUAUCCGCAAAUCUUAACAAUAGAUUGCGAAGACGGUCAAUCCAAGCAGGUGACAGUCUGCUCGUUGAGCAUCGGUUUUCUGCGAAUGGCAAUGAACUGGGACGUCGAGCAUGACAACGAGAGGCUCGACUUAUGGCUGCCGGGACAAACAGAUCCAUAUGCGAUCUCCUUGGUUAAGAGCUAUCGGGCAUUCUUCGUCUUGAAUGCUCUGUUUGCACUGGCAGACCGUCGGGUGACAACCAUCCGGUUCUUCUUCGCCAACGUAUUCGUCAUUUUUCUGCAGUAUAUAGAGGAUGAAUGGUCUCUACUCAUCGACUGCAUCGAGAAAGGCAUCAUCCCAGAUGUGGAAAACCUGGGCCAUUUGCGAGCACCUUUGGAGAAACUGUUUGAGCCAGAUCCUGUUCGUGCUGCCGAACUUCUGGAAAUCGGACCUCCUGGUAUCCAGGGUUGGGCAGUCCGCGUGUGGCCUGACCUGACAAGGUUUAUUGGGAUCACCGGAGGGCCUGCUGCUGCCUCCGUUCCCAAGAUUACUCAUGCCCUCGGACCUUCUGUCUUCACCCAGUCUCCUGGUUAUGGUAGCUCAGAGGGCGGCGUCGCCAUAACAUACCACAAAGGCGACCCUAACACUGAUUACAAGGUGGUGUUGGUGGAUGUGGUCACCGAGUUUUUGGACGUGCAUUCCAACGAACCCUCGGAGCGUGUACUGUCCAUUCAUGAACUCAUAACUGGAGGACAUUACGAGCCCAUCUUGACGACUCGCAAUGGCUUGUGGAGAUAUCGUAUGGGUGAUGUCGUCACCGUUAAAGGCUUCGCUCCAGAUGACGGGUUGCCCGUCAUCAGUUACCUUCACAGGCGAGAAGGUGGAAUUGUGAUGGCAUUCGGAACGACGUGCACCGAGUCCCAAUUGACGACCGCGAUCGUCUCUGCCGCCAAUCGGUGGAUCGGCCAAAUCAUAGAUUUCACGAUUGUAGGCGACGACCGAGACACUCCUAUCACUUAUGGGUAUUUGGUAGAAAUUGGAGGGGAAAUAGGAAAGGAGGCGAGAAUGGCGAUACAGCAAACUUUUGAAGAACUCAUGGCGGCAAACAACGAGUUUCGGACCGCUUUCUGGCAAGGCAGAGCAAGAAAGCCGACCAUUCGUCUCUUGAAGAAAGGUACCUUUACAGAAUAUCGCAGGCAGAAAUGCGACAAAACAAGCAUCUCGAUAUCGCAAUUGAAGGUUCCCGUCGUCCUAUCCGACCAAAUUUUUAGGGAAUGGUUCCUGGAAAGAGUUACGAUUGAGCUGUAAGGGAGUCUGAUAUCAAGUUGUCUAUACCAUCUCAUCUUCGACGGCUGGCACGUCUACAACAGCCGGCGGGAACGGCGGACUGGUGGGGGUACGCUCUACACCAGGGCAUUUGCGCACACAGUGAUGCACUUAGGGACACAGGUGUCCUUUAAGCUAGUAGAUAGUUGUUCUCCAUAGAGUU
This is a messenger RNA of Suillus fuscotomentosus, 1917 nucleotides long. Its product is annotated as GH3 auxin-responsive promoter-domain-containing protein. Gene Ontology annotation, molecular function: acid-amino acid ligase activity. Bases 282 to 1736 code for a protein of 484 amino acids. The transcript has 7 exons. NCBI's taxonomy places the organism in Eukaryota, Fungi, Basidiomycota, Agaricomycetes, Boletales, Suillaceae. Gene Ontology annotation, cellular component: cytoplasm. The record is from RefSeq and is a predicted model, not a curated record.